ACUAGUUUUGUACCAUGAUUCGCACAAUCUUUUUGUUAUUGGCUAUAGCUACUGUUAUCCUAGGAUCACCGAUCCAGGAUGACAUUUCCGAGAAUCUUCCUGGAGCUUUCUUCGAAAAUGAAGGAACAGCAGGUAGAAUUGUUGGUGGAUCUAAUGCCGUAGCUGGACAAUUUCCUUACCAAGUCUCACUUCGCACACCAGCUAAUUUCCACUUUUGUGGUGGUGUAAUCAUCAGCAACGAUUGGGCAAUAACAGCGGCACAUUGUAUUAUAAACAGAGGACAAACUGCCAUUAAUGUUGUCGUUGGUUCCCAUCUUUUGCAAUCAGGUGGUGUUGUACAUCAAUCUAGAAGUCAUGUUAGCCAUCCUGAUUACGAUGCAAGAUGGAUUUCUAACGAUGUUGGAGCAGUUCAAACUGCCACACCAAUUGUUUUUACUGCAAAUGUUCAAGCCAUUGCAAUGAGUUCGGGUCAUGUUGGAGUAGUUAAUGCUAUUGUUAGUGGAUGGGGUGGAACUACAGUGAAUGGAGGGCCAGCUCCCAACAAUUUGCAAUGGCUCCGAACAACAACAUUGACAAAUGCUGACUGCAGAGCAAGACACACCACAGCCAAUGCUGAAUUCGUGUUUGAUCAUAAAAUUUGUACUUUCACACAAGCUGGAGAAGGAAUUUGUCAAGGAGAUUCUGGUGGUCCUUUGGUCGCCAAUAACCAAGUUAUUGGAACAGUUUCAUGGAAUAUUCCAUGUGCCCGUGGACGGCCAGAUGCUUUCGAUCGUGUCUCAUACUUCCGUGAAUGGUAUCUGCAAAACACUGGAGUUUAAACAUACAUUAUCAAAUACUUUAAUAAAAUUGAUAAAAGUUUUAAAAAUAAACUUCAAUUGAGUUAUCAUGAAAUGUUAUCGUAAAAUGCUUCGUUACGAUGAAAUGAUACUUAAAAAGCUUUUGUUUAAAAUGAGUUGGAAAUAUUUUCAUACAAGUUUGAAAAUGUUUGAUUGUUCAACAAAUGCCGGGUUGAUUCUGUUUUCCCUGGAAAAUCUUUUAGAAAUAUAUUUCUUUAGAAAAAUGAAA
Clunio marinus is the source of this 1065-nucleotide messenger RNA. The record is from the annotation of a GenBank genome assembly. Lineage: Eukaryota; Metazoa; Arthropoda; Insecta; Diptera; Chironomidae.